Molecule: messenger RNA, 1705 nt
Organism: Oryza brachyantha (malo sina)
Lineage: Eukaryota; Viridiplantae; Streptophyta; Magnoliopsida; Poales; Poaceae
Product: SEC12-like protein 1
Exons: 10
Coding region: 172-1323 (383 amino acids)
Biological process (GO): protein secretion
Cellular component (GO): endoplasmic reticulum membrane
Molecular function (GO): guanyl-nucleotide exchange factor activity; protein binding; GTPase activator activity
Source: RefSeq, a predicted model, not a curated record
CGGAUAACGAAGCGAAUAUCCCAUCUAUCCGUCCGCCCAGGCGGGCCCACCCCGACGCGUGAUCGAUCCUUUUUCCUCUCCGGUCGCCGCCUCCCUCCCUCCGCCGCUCUCUUCCCCCCACUCGCGCGCUCCUCCCAAAUUCGAAGCCCCGAGCAGCCGGCGACGAGGGCCAUGGCGGGCGGCGGGAAGGUGGCGUGCGCGGCGUGGAUCCGGCGCCGGGAGGACAAGGCGACGCGCGUCUUCGCGGUGUACGGGCGGGCGGCGGCGGCGGAGUCCGCCGUGGAGGUGCUCGGGUUCGACUCCCAGGACUGCUCCCUCUCGUCGGAGCCUCUGGCGAGGGCGGUGCUCGGGGAGGAGCCGGGCGACGCGCCGCGCGGCAUCGCCGUACACCCCAGCGGCGAUGAGCUCGUCUGCGCCACGGCCAAGGGUUGCAGGCUAUUCAAGCUGAUUUUUGAAGAGUUCACCGUUCGACUUCUUUCAAGGGACGUUCCAUCUCUUGAUUCUGUUGGACCUCAGAAAUGUCUUGCUUUUAGCACAGAUGGUGCGAAAUUUGCCAUCGGUGGUGAGGAUGGGCACCUCAGAAUAUUUCAUUGGCCAAGCAUGAAUGUGCUUUUAGAUGAACCCAAAGCUCAUAAGUCCUUCCAAGACAUGGAUAUCAGCUUAGAUUCGGAAUUUUUAGUUUCCACAUCGACUGAUGGUUCUGCAAGAAUAUGGAAGAUAGAUGAAGGGGCACCACUGGUCAAUUUGACUCGAUCUUCGGAUGAGAAGAUUGAAUGUUGUCGUUUCUCUCGGGACGGUAUGAAACCUUUCCUGUUUUGCACUGUUGCAAAAGGUAACAAAGUUGUAACUGUUGUUUGGAACAUAAGUGAUUGGAGUCGAAUUGGGUACAAAAGACUUCUGGGAAAACCUAUCUCCACGCUUUCAGUUAGCAUGGAUGGGAAAUAUCUAGCUUUAGGAAGCCAUGAUGGUGAUUUUUGUGCUGUGGAUGUAAAGAAGAUGGAGGUUUCUCACUGGAGCAAGAAGGUGCAUCUUGGUUCCCCGGUUUCCUCAAUUGAAUUUUGUCCCACUGAAAGAGCUGUAAUCUCCACAUCGCAUCAGUGGGGAGCAGAGUUGACAAAGCUGAAUGUUCCUGCUGACUGGAAAGAAUGGCAAGUCUGGCUCAUUCUCAUAUCUCUCUUCCUAGCAUCAGCCAUCCUGUUCUAUAUGUUCUACGAGCGCUCUGAUUCCUUCUGGAACUUUCCGAUGGGGCGGCAUCAGCCAGCCAAGCCAUGGAAUGUCCUGAAGGAGUCUCCUCCAGUUCCUGAGGAUAAGAACCCCUGGUGAAAUUAUCUUUCAAUGUUGUUUAUUUCAUAAAGGAACUUUUUUUUUACCAGCGUGAUUCAUGUUGUACCAUUCAACUUGUUCACUGAUCUGACCACGUCAGUAUUUAUCUAGGGAAAUCACUAUGCCACAGUAAUUGGUGGUCUGAUGGUGGUUAUGAAAAUGCCAUCGACUGCCAAUGAGACGUUCAGUGGCAUUUUUCAGUCUAUAAAACCUUGCAGUGGGAUUUGUCCACAUGCCUAUUUUCCCCCUUCUCUGUGGUAAUCUAUAACUGAAUUGGUCAAUGUAUUUUGUAUAUGUGGUUUGGAAAUGUGAGUACAAGUAUAUGAACUCUGCUUUAAUUAAACCACUAGCAAUUGCUAAUUGAAGGAUGUUUUUCCUUGAA